Messenger RNA from Haliotis rubra (blacklip abalone), 4453 nucleotides. RefSeq names its product putative transcription factor p65 homolog. The record is from RefSeq and is a predicted model, not a curated record. Lineage: Eukaryota; Metazoa; Mollusca; Gastropoda; Lepetellida; Haliotidae. Gene Ontology annotation, molecular function: DNA-binding transcription factor activity; DNA binding. The coding region runs from base 86 to 1843 and encodes 585 amino acids. Gene Ontology annotation, cellular component: cytoplasm. Gene Ontology annotation, biological process: innate immune response; canonical NF-kappaB signal transduction; response to cytokine. The transcript is spliced from 12 exons.
UUCUCCUGGAAUUAUCAGGAAGGUUGUGAGCAUAUUUAGAGUACUAGUACACCACGAGUAGUGGUCUACCACUAACUUGUCAACAAUGACGACUCUCAGCUCAGAUUUCAACUUGGAUGACCUGUCUGCUGUGCAGCUGCCAAGUGGCGAGCUCGAGAGAUAUAUUCACGCUAACUUUGGAUUACCCGAAGAACAACCAGUCCAGGCCACUCAAGAAAUGAAUGGUCAGGUUUCGUCACAAGUCCAGACCGGAGUACAGGGUGGCAUGAUCCGUCAGGUGCAGUCACCGAUGUUUUCUAGUGCUGCUCUCACCUCAGAACCAGCACCUCAGCAAGCACCUGCUCGCUCAAGCAACCAGCCAUAUAUGGAAAUAGUCGAGCAGCCCCAGUCACGUGGACUGCGGUUCCGAUACGAGUGUGAGGGACGAUCUGCUGGCAGCAUACCAGGGGAACACAGCUCAUCUGAGAGAAAGACUUUCCCCACUAUAAAGAUACGUAAUUAUAAGGGCCCAGCUAUAGUAGUAGUCUCGUGUGUGACCAGAGAUGCUCUCCCACACUGUAAGCCACACCCACAUUCUCUUGUGGGGAAAGAUUGUAAGAAAGGCGUAUGCACAGUAAAGGUCAAGGACACGGACACGAUAACAUUUCCUCAUCUGGGCAUUCAGUGUGCCAAGAAGAAAGACGUUGAAAACAGUUUAAAACAGAGAAAAGAAAUUAAUGUGGACCCUUUUCAGACUGGCUUCAAUCAUGGCAUAGGUCAGAUUGAUCUGAAUGUGGUCCGUCUGUGUUUCCAAGUCUUCCUGCCUGAUGCAAGUGGAAAGAUUACCAGAGUUGUCCCCCCUGUGGUGUCACAACUCAUCCAUGAUAAAAAGUCUGUCAACGAGCUGACAAUAUGCCGCGUUGAUCGCAGUUCGGGGAAGGCGAAAGGUGGCGAUGAGAUCUUCCUCCUGUGUGAAAAAGUUAACAAAGAUGAUAUCCAAGUCCGAUUCUAUAAAGACACAGCUGCUGGUUGCAUGUGGGAAGAAUUUGGUGAUUUUGGACAGGGGGACGUGCAUAGACAGUUUGCUGUUGUGUUCAAGACCCCACCUUACAAAGAGGCAUUCAUACAGCAACCCGUAGACGUGCUUAUGCAGCUGAAACGACCGUCUGACAAUGAGACAUCAGAAUCGAUUCCAUUCACUUACAUGCCCGAGGAUCCUGAUCCAGAUAGAAUUGAAGAGAAGAGGAAGCGCAAAGCAGCACAUUUUGUUCAGAACUGGGGUGGUUCAGUGAGUGAGCGAGGAAAUGCCACAGUCAAAGAAGGCUUGCGUACGAAACUGAGAGCCAAUCGCAGGAUCAAACAGGAAGGAGAGCCAAUGAUGCAAGACGAACUACCCAGAUACUCCUUCACCAACACCGGCGCCAGUGCAACAGCUGGGAGCAUGACAGGCAUGCCCACGAUGAACAUCCGCACAGCAGACAACACUGCCAUGGGAAGCAUGACCGUCUCCAACACAGCAUCCACUGCGGCCAACCCCCAGUUUCAGCACUUGAGGAUCGACCACACGGGGAAUGUAAUUGACAGCUCGGUUGUACAGAACCAGCAGCAGCAGCAGAACAUCAUAAUUGAAGGAGGCCAGAUCAACAUUAACCCUGAAACCAUCGACAUGGAGUUACUUCACGCCUAUCUCCAGGACGCACAAGGAGGUAGCAAUGAUGCCCUGUCGGCUGACCUGCUUGACGAAACAUACGACCCAAACGUUGCUGCGAUGGAGAGUGUAUCGAGCAACGUCCAGGCAAUGACUCAUCCUGGAUCGUUUGCAGCCACGCAAGAGAGUUUACAGGGGCUAAGUGAGAACUCUUGAAGACAGAACAGUGUGUGGACAUUUUGUUUUAUACAGCGGACUUUGUGUACAUCAAGGUGCAUUGGUAUCCGUUUAGUGUGAAAUAAACGUGAAUACUGUGUCUUUUUUCUGAAAUGGAUUCAUAUACACUGCCAGCAAGAUGGAUGAAAUUUUGAACAUUUUGUUGACCUUCAGAAUCCCACUGUUUAUAUGCAUCCGAAUUAUUGUUAAGGUUGUUUUUGUCUUUAUAGUAAAAGACCAAAAGUUGCUGACCAGCAAGCAGAUGAGAUUUCAUCCAGGCCCUGUUCGGAUGCAAGGAAAUCUGAAAAUGAAAAGGCUGUUUGUGGUACAUGCCAUGUAUGAACUAAAUACUGACAUGCUAUUUGUCUCCUAUGUAGAAACAGAAUAAGAGAGCCCUCCUCUACACCCAAAACAUAUGUGUUUUUUACUCCUUUCAAAGAUGUUUUUUACAAAUGUUUUCAACAUUAUCUAAGAUUUGUACAUACAAUUCAGAAAUCAUUUACAGAUGUGUUUUUAAAAUGUGUCUGUGCUGUUGUUUUUCUGUUGUACAGUGUUUGAAAUUAAGCGGGAGUCUUUGUUGCAAGCUUAAGAAUCAGUGAGUCCUACAAGUACCUCGUAAGGAUGAGAAAGCCACAAUAAAGCCUAGUGGCUGCAAGAGUUGUAUACACCCCACGGAGUUGAGAUUGAUAGUACGAUCUGCCAUUGAGACUGACAUCCAGUGAUUGAGGGAAAAAAAAUACCAGCGCCUUAAGCAUGCACUAGUUGCAUGGGUAUGUGCGCUAUAUGAAUAUCCUAUAAUAAUAAUAAGUACUAUUGUGGCAUCCCCAAGAACCCAACUGCCCCUCUUAAUUUCAAACACUGUAGAUAUAUUUCUCUUCUAUUUCUAGUGUGAUUGAUUCAGGCUUUAAGCCUACUAUGUUAAUCUGGCUGUAUUUUAGCAUUGACACAAGACUGUUGCAUUGUAUAGAGAUGAACUGAUCCAUGGUAGAACUGUACAUGUUUGUGCUGAAUUCAUGAACUGUUCAUUAAGUGCUAUGAUAUCAUGAAUAUAUCACUGUUUGUUUAACUUACAUCAUGUUAAUGUUCAUUGCUGAAACAUGCUUGGCAUAGUAAGUGCCAUCUUUCAUACAGCAUCAAGAGUUCCUACAAUACUGGGUCCCGAUUCACAAAGUGUUCGCAGCUCUACGUCAUUCGUAAAGCCUAUGGUAACAUUACAAUCACUUUGUGGAUCAGGACCCUGGUCCAGGAUGCUGUUAAUGCUGAGUAUUUAGUAUAUUUUAGGUGAUAUGUCUCCCAGUAUGAUUAUAAUCAGGGUUUUGACUGAUACAAUACCUCCCUGUGUGAAGAUCUGGCAAAUCCUAGCUGGAAAGUCGUGUAAGGUGAACUUUCUGAUCAGCCAAUCAGUGGCAGGCUUCUGAAGUGUCUGCAUGAGGUGGCAACAGGUUGCUAAUAGGGCUGUUUUGCUUCAUGUGUUCACUGAAUUGAUCUUUUUCCCUUCUUGAAUUCAAUUUGUUAUUCGCCGUCACUACAAUUUACAUAUGUGUGAGUGUUUUAAAGCAUUUGUUUUACUUGAAUUUAGGUGUUAUUUAUCAAAACAGGAUGUGGAAAAUGUAAUAUAUCUAAACCAGGUUGGGGGCUGUGGUUAAAGAGUUCGCUUGUCGCCAAAGACCUGGGUUCGAUUUCCCACAUGGGUACAGUGUGUGAAGCCCAUUUCUGGUGUCCCCUGCCGUGAUAUUGCUGGAAUUUUGCUUAAAGUGGCGUAAAACCAAAACUCGCUCACUAAACCAGGUUGAAUAAUAGCCAACACACUCAUAUUCAGUUUGUCAGUUAUGAGAUCACGGGUCGUUCUCAUGAUAGAUUUACACUGUCAAAAUUGCCGAAACAUAUCAAAUAAUUAUUUUCUGAUUGUUUAACUGGAUAUAAUGAAUGGGACGUCAGCUGCUGACUUGUUGUAUUCGUUACCCAAUAUUCAUGACGUGUAUCUUAUUCGCGUCAUUAUGGAUUCGUAACAGCCCUCAAUUUCUGUAUCUCAGAAUCAAACAUAAACAAACUCUUCUGAUAAUGUUUAAAAAUCCUUGUCAUCUCCAUCUCUUCUCCAUGGGACCUGCAUCCGAAACUAGGUUCUGUGACAGUUUUCUUAUACAGAUGUAAAUUUCGUGGUAAUGAAAUGAAACCAAAUUGUUUAAAAAGACACAUCUGUUUGGCUUGAGAACCGAAAGACACUUCAUGGCAAGCUCCACCAUCAACUGCCGAACUCAUAUCAAUUUGUCAUUUCUUCAUGCAGGGGGGUUCACUGUCGCAGUGAAGGAUUUGAUUUCAGUAGAUUGUGAUUUUCCCAACGUGUUUAUAACUUAUAAGAUUGUUUCCAGAUAGCAUCAUGGCAAGCUCACAAGAAACUAGCAUCAUGACAAUUCCUCAAGUCUUUAGAGGAUCCUGAAAAUUGAUUUGAGAAAGAUGGGUGAUGAAAACAAGCUGAUGUGUUACUUGGUGAAUCUCUUUGUUUAUGUAAAACAUUACAUACAGUCUACUUUCUAGAUAUCUGCAGGAAGUGUGUUAUUCUUUAUGUUGUGUCAUCUUUAGCUUCCUAUCAGAAUAAAGCAUUUACGGAGA